GCCGGCAAAGUUCACAUUCAGUUGAAAACGUUUACUGUGUUAAACGCCAGUCAUGCUGAUGUUGCCAACUUUUCGAGUGAGUUUGGCGGUCUGCGACAAUCUAUAACCCUGAGCGACAUUGCCUCCACAACUGGUGUCCAGUUGCAUCGGCCAGUUGCCAGUUGCGAAAGCCAGGCUAAACUCUUGACUGCUGGGGAUCUGGCCUCGAUUGACGGUUCAGACUCGGUACCAUCGAACAGCAUCAAAAAGUCGACUCAAGCGGACUCUUUCGAUGCUCAAACGGCUGCCAAGACGGCGGCUGCGUCACUGCCAGCCGCCAGACCGGACAGAUUUGCUGUCGUCAGGGAGAACCCGAUGGAGGAGUGCACUUUGAUGACGACCCUCUCCGAGUCCAGUGUGCAUGUGCCCAAUCUGUCGAGUCGGUGUGAGCCGGCGCAGGUGAGAAGAGUAGAAAAUCGAAAGUGGAUUGUGAGUCCGCGGCGGUCGGCGCGACUGGUGGAGACGAGCCGACAGUACCACGACCCUGCGCUUCCGGCUCUUCACAUUCCCUUGUCACCGUCUCUGCCGCUGGCGGACUACACAAGCUCGGCAGAUGGCACACCUUUGCGCAGCGACCGGUUGGCACACGCAACCACGAGUCUGGGCAUCGCUUCAGCCGGACUCGAGCAGAUCUGCUCGUCGCCUCCACUUCGCCCGAGCCCCGUCGAGGCAGCGAGCACCGUUGAACAGAUGACCUGUCAAGCUGUCGCUAUGGCAUCGAAUCUGCUCUCAUCACGACUGGGGCUGGGUGAAGCGCCAUCUUCAGAGCCUGUUGCCGGGGCUGCAAACUUGCGGGCCGGAAGUUCGCCGGUUGGGGGGGCGGAGCAAUUUGUCUGUCCUGGAUACACGUCAGAACGGCAGACGACUGAGUCGUCGACGUUUGGUGGGCAAAAUGAACUGACAGCGGAGCUGGAGGAUCAGUUGCUUGACCAGUUGGCGGCACAAAUCGGUCUUCUAGCCGGGCCCAAGAGACCGGGACGUCGGGUCUUGAACCGGCAGACGAUGCAGGCCAUUACAUGUCAGCGUAAGUGGGCCAUGUGGAUCUGCUGUCUUUUGUCGAUAAAUAGACCUUUCAGACUGCCGGUAGAUCAGUUUUCUUGA
This is a messenger RNA of Protopolystoma xenopodis, 1140 nucleotides long. The record is from the annotation of a GenBank genome assembly. Lineage: Eukaryota; Metazoa; Platyhelminthes; Monogenea; Polystomatidea; Polystomatidae.